Messenger RNA from Porites lobata, 960 nucleotides. NCBI's taxonomy places the organism in Eukaryota, Metazoa, Cnidaria, Anthozoa, Scleractinia, Poritidae. The record is from the annotation of a GenBank genome assembly.
AUGCGCGGAAAUUCGACGACAAUAGCGAAAUACAAGAGUCCAGAGAUGACAAGACUUAAACCAAGAAUGGCUCGUUUUUGCCAACAAGCCUCUUGUAUCUUCGAUGGUCCCCUGCACGAAAAAGAAGACGGCGUGAAAGUAAGCUACUUAAAGUUGUGGGUAGGUGACAAAGGAUUAGAUUUAUUCGAAGGAUUCGCAUUCGCAAAGCCCGAAGACGAUUUGAAACUGAAGGUAGUGCUGCAAAAGUUUGAAGAGUAUUGCGCGCUUAGAAAAAAAGGCACAUUAUGGCUGCCUUGGAAUUCAAUGAAAGACACCAAGGAGAGAGCGAGAGUUUUGAAUCCUUUGCGACAGAUCUGAACAUUUUCGUCAAAGAUUGUGACUAUCAAGAAGAGGAGCGUAUGGUUCGUGAUGCGAUCUUUUUCCGCCGUAAGUCCACAAAAGUUCGGGAAAAGUAUCUCGAUUUGGCCUAAGAAUUGACGCUUGAAAAAGCAGUUGAAAUUAGUCGAAACCACGAAAUGAAUUUAAACAGCCUGAAAAAGCUAUCGAAGGGUGAAGCCAACUGUGAAUGCCAUAGAAAAGAAGAAACAUGCAAAACAAAUGCGUCCACGAAUUAAAAGUAAAGAGAAGAAACCUGAGACUAGCAAGACCAAAGAUAAAUGUGGUAGAUGUGGUUAUGAUAAGACCCAUAAGAAAUGACCAGCAAUGGGACAAAAGUGCGGACUCUGUAAGAAGAUACAAAGUCCUGCAGAUCAAAAGAAUUCCACAAUCUUGAAGAAGUAGAGGACUCUGAUCCAGAAGAAGAAGAAAGUGAGUAAGAAUUACCCUCUUUGUGUACUCAUUGAAAUCAAGCAUGUGAAGGAAGAUGAGGAGUUCUAUGUAACCGCCGAAAUAAAAGAUUCUCAGGUACGAUUUCAGCUGGAUAGUGGUGCGAAACCCAAUGUUAUGUCAGCAAAGGUCUAC